CACAUUACAUCAGUGCAGCACUAACAUGUUCCUUCUUUUUAUGCAACAACCAUGAAAAUACAAAAACAAAAGUAACUUGUGAUAUCACAAAAUAUUUACACAAAAAAAAACGCCAAAACGAUAAUAAUUUAAGCGAAGCUUCAUUCCCCCAUUAUUUAUUAAAAUAAUCACCAAAAAUGCGCAAAACUUUACUACUGUCAUCAGAACGUUCACUUGACGUCUCUCUCCCAUCUCUCUCUCUCUCUCCUCUGUAAGAGAAGUUUCGAACUCGAGAAAAUGGCGGUGGAUUCUCCUAAAGGAGUAAUCAUCGCUGCCUUGUUUCUACACGUUGCAACAACCAUUGUUCUCAGCUCCGACUCGGUUCUCAAGCUGGAAAGAUUGAUUCCGCCGAGCCAUGAACUUAGCUUGGCUCAGCUCAGAGCCUUUGAUUUAGCUCGCCAUGGAAGGUUACUACAAUCUCCUGUCGGUGGAGUUGUUGAUUUCCCCGUUUAUGGAGCCUCCGAUCCGUUUCUCGUUGGACUUUACUAUACAAAGGUUAAGCUUGGGACACCUCCAAGAGAAUUCAAUGUGCAAAUCGACACGGGAAGUGAUGUUUUAUGGGUUAGUUGCACUCCUUGCAACGGUUGCCCCAAGACUAGUGAACUCCAAAUUCAGCUGAGUUUCUUUGAUCCUGGAGCCUCAUCGUCGGCUUCAAUGGUUUCGUGUUCAGAUAGGAGAUGUUACUCUAAUUUUCAGACGGAAUCUGGUUGUUCUCCGAAUAAUCUUUGUUCUUAUUCGUUUAAGUAUGGUGAUGGAAGUGGCACUUCUGGUUACUACAUCUCUGAUUUCAUGUCCUUUGAUACUGUUAUUACUAGUACCUUGGCUAUAAACUCCUCUGCUCCCUUUGUCUUCGGGUGUAGCAAUUUACAAACGGGAGAUUUGCAGAGGCCUAGGCGAGCAGUAGAUGGCAUCUUUGGGUUAGGCCAGGGGCGUUUAUCUGUAAUUUCACAGCUUGCUACUCAAGGACUCGCACCACGAGUAUUCUCACACUGUCUGAAGGGAGAUAAAAGCGGUGGAGGUGUAAUGGUUCUUGGUCAAAUCAAGAGACCAGAUACUGUCUAUACUCCUCUUGUUCCAUCACAGCCACAUUAUAAUGUGAACCUGCAGAGCAUUGCUGUGAACAAUCAGAUAUUACCGAUUGAUCCAUCUGUUUUCACGAUAGCCACUGGUGAUGGGACGAUCAUUGAUACAGGGACUACUCUUGCUUAUCUUCCCGACGAAGCUUAUAGUCCAUUUGUCCAAGCUAUUUCAGGUGCAGUUUCACAGUAUGGGCGACCUAUUACAUAUGAGAGUUACCAGUGCUUUGAUAUCGCAUCUGGUGCCAUUGAUGUCUUUCCCGAAGUUAGUUUGAACUUUGCUGGUGGUGCAUCAAUGGUUUUAACCCCCCGUGGCUAUCUUCAGAUGUUUUCUAGUUCAGGAAGUUCAAUAUGGUGCAUUGGUUUCCAGAGAAUGUCACAUCGUCGUAUAACAAUUCUUGGCGAUUUGGUUCUUAAAGACAAAGUGGUGGUCUACGAUCUUGUUCGCCAACGGAUUGGAUGGGCAGAAUACGACUGUUCUCUGGAGGUGAAUGUUUCAGCGAUGAGAGGAGGAAGAAGCAAAGACGUAAUAAGCACAGGGCAGUGGAGAGAGAACAGCUCACACAGUAGUUAUACAAGCGAUUAUUACUACUUGUUACAAGUAAUUUUCCUCCAUCUUUUUCUCUCUUGGAACUCCCGUUUCUUGUAGCUUUGUAGCAUUCACUCACCUCACAGAGGUUGGGACUUAUUGUUGUAAUCUUAUCACAUAAUA
Molecule: messenger RNA, 1827 nt
Organism: Eruca vesicaria subsp. sativa (arugula)
Lineage: Eukaryota; Viridiplantae; Streptophyta; Magnoliopsida; Brassicales; Brassicaceae
Source: the annotation of a GenBank genome assembly